CUCUGACAUCAUGCAAAAUCAAAGCUUUGUAACUGAGUUUGUCCUCUUGGGGCUUUCACGGAAUCCAAAUGUUCAAAAAAUAGGAUUUGUUAUAUUUUUGUUCUCCUACUUUGCAACUGUUGGGGGCAAUUUGCUGAUUGUGGUGACCAUUAUCAGCAGCCCAGCACUCCUGGGCUCCCCCAUGUACGUCUUUCUGGCCUUCCUGGAUGUGUGCUAUUCCUCUGCAUUCGCCCCAAAGAUGAUUGUAGACUCACUCCACGAGAGGAAAACCAUCUCCUUCGAGGGCUGCAUGACCCAGCUCUUUGCUGAAUAUUUAUUUGCUGGUGCUGAAAUAAUUAUUCUCUCUGCCAUGGCCUAUGACCGCUAUGUUACCAUUUGCAAGCCAUUGUGCUACCUCUCUCUCAUGAACGGGAGGCUCUGUGGUAUCCUGAUGGGGGUAGCCUGGACAGGAGGCUUCUUGCAUUCUGUGAUACAAAUUCUCUUUACUUUCCAGCUGCCCUUCUGUGGCCCCAAUGUCAUCAAUCACUUCCUACGUGAUUUGUACCCAUUACUGGAGCUUGCCUGCACUGAUACUCACAUACUUGGCCUUUUGGUGGUUGCCAGUAGUGGGUUUAUUUGCAUCAUAAAUUUCUUAUUGUUGCUUAUCUCUUAUUGUGUCAUCUUGUUCUCGCUAAGAACACAUAGCUCUGAAGGCCAGAGGAAAGCUCUUGCCACCUGUGGAUCUCACAUUUCUGUUGUGGUUUUAUUCUUUGUCCCAUGCAUAUCUCUGUAUGCCCGACCUCCAUCUGCUUUUUCCUUCGAUAAGAUGGUGGCCAUAUUUUACACCAUUGUAACUCCCCUGCUCAAUCCUGUGAUUUACACUUUCAGGAAUAAGGAAGUGAAAAACGCCAUAAGGAAGUUGUGGACCAAAUUGCUGGUGGUUUUUAAUUAAAAAUAAAACACUAAACAUAACAAAUUAAACCUUCCAGAAGAAAGAAAUCAAAACGGGCUCAGACAAGAACUUUGUAGGGAAUGGACCUUGUAAGACAGAAGGAAAUGUAAUACAACACAAAAACACUGAUGUGGAGGUCUGGAAAUGCUCUUUGCAUCCUCAGAUUACUCAUCAUCUCAGAGUUGGCAGCUCAGUAUCCUUUUAUGUAAACUAAGGAGAGUUGAAUUUUUUUUUGCAGUUUUUUUUUAGUAAUUUUUAUCGUACUUUAAGUGAAAGUUUAAAAAUCAAGUCAGUCUCUCACACAAAAACCCAUAUACACCUUGCUACACACUCCCAAUUACUCUCCCUCUAGUGAGACAGCCCAUGCUCUCCCUCCACUCUCUCUUUUCGUGUCCAUUUCCCCAGCUUCUAAUCCCCUCCACCCUCUCAUCUCCCCUCCAUGCAGGAGAUGCCAACAUAGUCUCAAGGGUCCACCUGAUCCAAGAAGCUCACUCCUCAUCAGCAUCCCUCUCCAACCCAUUGUCCAGUCCAAUCCAUGUCUGAAGAGUUGGCUUCAGGAAUGGUUCCUGUUCUGGGCCAACAGGUCUGGGGGCCAUGACCACCAGGGUCCUUCUAGUCUCAGUCAGACCAUUAAGUUUGGUCUUAUGACAGUUUGAGGUCUGCAUCCCACUGCUCUCCUGCUCUCUCAGAGUUUUUCUGUUGUGUUCCCUGUCAGGGCAGUCAUCAGUUGUAGCUGGGCACCAUCUAGUUCUUCUGGUCUCAGGAUGAUGUAUUCACCGGUUCAUGUGGCCGUUUCUGUCUCUUGGGCUCGUAAUCACCUUGUGUCCUUGGUGUUCUUCAUUCUCCUUUGAUCCAGGUGGGUUGAGACCAAUUAAUGCAUCUUAGAUGGCUGCUUGCUAGCGUUUAAGACCCCAGACGCCACUCUUCAAAAUGGGAUGAAGAAUGUUUUCUUAAUAGAUUUUAUUAUGCCAAUUGACUUAGAUGUUCCCUGAAACCAUGGUCCCCAGAACCCUGCCCCUGUUACGCUGGCCUUCAAAGCAUUCAGUUUAUUCAGGAAACUUCUUUGCUUUUGGUUUAAUCCAAUUGUACUGACCUCCCCUGUAUUGAGUGCUGUCAUUCCCUUCACCUAAAGUAGUUCUUAUCUAAUUAGUGAAUACCCGUCUCCCAC
Loxodonta africana (African savanna elephant) is the source of this 2099-nucleotide messenger RNA. RefSeq names its product olfactory receptor 4C15-like. The coding region runs from base 11 to 931 and encodes 306 amino acids. Gene Ontology annotation, molecular function: olfactory receptor activity; G protein-coupled receptor activity. Lineage: Eukaryota; Metazoa; Chordata; Mammalia; Proboscidea; Elephantidae. Gene Ontology annotation, biological process: G protein-coupled receptor signaling pathway. The transcript has a single exon. The record is from RefSeq and is a predicted model, not a curated record. Gene Ontology annotation, cellular component: plasma membrane.